AAUAAAUAAAUAAAAUUUUAUAGCAUAGUGCUUCAAGAAAGUAGCCAUUACGCCGGACUAUUUUGACGCUUUGGCCCCCAACGACUUUUCAUCCCACUCUUCGCUCGGAGGGAACAGAAGUCUUACUCGCUCCGUCUCUCCACUCCAUGGCUACCUCAGGUUCCUCCUCCGCCUCCUCCUCCUCCUCCUCUCCUAUGACGUCCUCGGUAAGCGUGAACGAGGUCGUGAGCGGGUCCCACCUGUUCAAGAUCACCGGCUACUCCCUUACCAAGGGGAUCGGCGUCGGCGAGCCCAUCGCCUCCGCCGUCUUCACCGUCGGCGGCUACGACUGGGCCAUCGAGUACUACCCCGACGGCUGCAAGGCCGACGACGCCGACUACAUCUCCUUUUUUCUCGCCCUCCAAAGCUACCACACCGACGUCCAGAUCUACUGGGCGAUCAAAUUGCUCGACCCCGCGGAGAUGCCGCCGUCCGCAGUCCCGGUGGGCGGAAGCUUGUACACAUUCGACUCAAGCGGCAGAAACUGGGGCUACGGGCGCUUCUUCAAGAGAGCCGAGUUGGAGGAAUCGCGUUAUCUGAAAGACGAUUGCUUCGCAGUUAUGUGCACCAUUCACAUCAAGAUGUCGCGGGUCGAGCGGGUGCCUUAUGCUCACCCGUCGGCCGCGGCGGCGGCGCCGCCGAUCGAGUUGCACGACCACCUCGGCCGGCUCUUGGAGAGGGGAGAGGGGGCCGACGUAACCUUCGAAGUCGGCGGGGAGACUUUCGCCGCCCACCGCUGCGUGCUCGCCGCCCGCUCCCCUGUUUUCAGUGCUCAAUUUUUCGGCCCCUUGAGCGAAAAGAGCACGCAGUGCGUAAAGAUCGAAGAUAUGGAAGCUGCGGCUUUUAGGGCUUUGCUUCACUUCAUAUACCGGGACUCGUUGCCGGAGGAUGGUGAGGAGCCUAAGAAGGCUUCGACUGCAAUGGCGCAGCAUUUGCUCGCGGCCGCAGACCGGUAUGGGUUGGAGAGGCUGAAGCUAAUAUGUGAAGAUAGGUUAUGCAAUAGCAUCGAUGCCGACACGGCGGCUACCAGUUUGGCCUUGGCGGAGCAGCACGGCUGUCUCCGGCUUAAGAAAGUGUGCCUUGAAUUUGCAGUCGUGCCGGAAAAUCUGAUAAGUAUGGUGCUAACUGAAGGGUUUGAGCAUCUGAGGAUGAGUUGUCCCUCGGUUUUGGAGGAUCUCAGAAUGAAGACGACCCGGCACUCUGCAGCAGCUGUGCUGUCAGCAGGAAGCAGCGGCAGGAAACCGGCGGUGGCUAGAACAAGCAACCAGCAGCAGUGGCAGCAGGAAAACAAGUAGUAGCAGCGAAAACAACAGCAGUGUCAGCAAGUACAUCAAAUUAAACUAUAUGCAUGUGUUUUCUUUACUUUUUGAUGGUUAUUUUGGGGUUUUUUAAUAUAUAACAUCAAAUUAAAUUAACUUUAGUAAAUGUGCGCCUCGCCUUCUUGAGGUGCCCGCCUUGCAGUGCGCCUCUCCGCGCCUCGCGUCUAUGCAAACACUGAUUGUUACACAAGUAUAUAUUUGUUGUGGCAAGAUAAGGAUAAAAGUAGAAUUAGUGAGGAUGGAGGUAUUGUAAACAAUGGAAGUAUUUUUAUGGUGUAUAAUUUGUUAGCAAUGUAACCCACAAGAUUACAGAGAAA
Ananas comosus (pineapple) is the source of this 1675-nucleotide messenger RNA. RefSeq names its product BTB/POZ and MATH domain-containing protein 1-like. Bases 147 to 1334 code for a protein of 395 amino acids. Gene Ontology annotation, biological process: protein ubiquitination. NCBI's taxonomy places the organism in Eukaryota, Viridiplantae, Streptophyta, Magnoliopsida, Poales, Bromeliaceae. The record is from RefSeq and is a predicted model, not a curated record. Gene Ontology annotation, molecular function: protein binding. The transcript is spliced from 2 exons.